GCGAGUGGCGCAGCGUGCAACCCUACCCAGUCAAAUAGGGCGUUUAAUAUGCCCUCUUCUUUAUACCCAAGUUGUGAACGAGAAUACGAGCAAAUUAAAAAUACACGGUCAACAAACAGGAAAAAAAUAAUCCCAUAUCAAAAAAGCAUGCUAUGGGACCUACUCCCAGGUCCCAUACACAUCGAUACACAGAAAUCUCCAUUGAGUUCGAUGAGGCUUUGCCCCAGCGGGUGUAGGAUUGCAGCCUUAUUCCCACCGAAGUCAUGGUUUUACCUUUGCGAAAAGGUUGAGGGCGUUUUUGUUCAAGGCGAGCAAGUAGGGGUGACGUGACAGGUGCAAUCAACGCCACACUCGAAUCAGCCACUGCAAUGCUGGCAUCCGUCUGUUUCGAGGGACAAUCUGGCCUGGAGUAUGCUUCCAGGCGUGAAGUCAGACCGCUACGUUAGCAGCACCGAAGUGACCUCCCCGGGGAGCAAGCCUGGGCAGGGUGCAUGGAGGCCCUGGGCUGCCCAGGCGACAAGACCCCCCUCUCGGCCUCACUGAUGGUCCAUAGGAAAGCAGAGCAAUACUUUAUAUGAGAGCUGGGGCUGGUCGUAAAGGCAGCUAGCUGUUCGAUUUUUGUUGGCAAAGGAUAAUGUCACAGGCGCGGAUCUUCACUCAAAUACUACAAAAGAAACAAACAUUUUAUUGUAUUGCUAACCUAUACAGAACCGAUGUCAUGUAAACUGCAUAAUUCUACAUUGCAGGGGGUUGGGCUAGAUGACCCUUGGGUACCUUCCAACUCUACACUUGUUUGAUUCCUCUAACAGGCUGUGCGCGCAUCGCGAGGAAUCUCAAUUUUAUCCCCUGCUUCACAUUCCCGUGCCAUCCCCCCCCCCCCCCGUCUUCUCUCAGGCUUGAGUUCACCCUUCCACCAAACGGAGCUCGCCGCUGAUAAAGGAGGAGCGAAGGGUUUCUUCGAAAUUAAUCUCUAUGGUUUUUUGCGCGAGCUUCCAAUGUUAAGUAUGGGGUCUCCGCCACAGAGGUGCGAAAGGUGUAGAGCGGACACCAUCGAGAAUUUGGACUGGGGCUGCUUCCGAAUUCGGAACGGAAGUUCCGAGGUGCGUGACCCCACCCACUUCCCCCCACCCUCCUCCUAUCACGCGUUGGGAGGGUUAGCUGGGCGGGGCCAGAAGGGACUCCUAUCUCGCUCGCUCGCUCGCUUGCUUCGCGGCUGGCUGGCGUUGCUAUGAAGCGCGCGAGCCGAGUCAGCGCGUGCUGCCCGCGGGAGGGCGAGCAGGUAGCGCGAGGGCUCGGCCCAGGAGGACGAAGGAAGCGCCUCGGCCUGCUCUCGUUCCGUUAGGAUCCGGCGCUGAGCGCGGGGAUGAGGGACGAGCCCCUCUUCGCCCUCCUCACAGCAGCCUCUGAGGCACCUUCGUCCCCUGUCCUGUUCCCGCCUCUACCCCACAAAACACACCGGGGGACGUUGGGAUAGCCGCGCGCUCUCAAGCUUAAAUGAUACGAUGGUUGAGGGGAUAAAAAAAAGGGAGAAGGGCAGUUGUGGGUGCAGCCUCCAGCUCCUUAUAAAGGGCGACCUUGGCCCAAACAUGGAGUCAGAUACGCCCUUCUGCUCUUUCCCCUCUCUUCCCCUGUCUGUGUCACAGACCACAGAGGCCAGCAGGCCUAGCAGUUAACAGAACUGGGGCUGGUGGGAGUUGUAGCCCUGACAGCUUUUGGAGGGUCAAAAGUUAUCGAAAACUUUAUGACUGGAACAUUUUCCUUGGUGCGUGGUAGCUUUGGAGUCAUGGACUGAAAUUUGAGGCAUCCGGGUUCUUUUGCUAGUGCUUAAGAUGGUGCCUUCAAUUUGUCAUUCAGAACUGAGAAAUAGUUGUUUACAACACCCCUGUAAUGUAGACUUCUGGACUUGGAAACUUAGGUUGGACUGUGGUUAUUGUAGUUGGGGGGAGGGUGAAGAAAUUUCAGGGGUCUUAAAAGCUGAAAACAGUUCUAGAAUGUGGCCAACAUGUCAUAUACGCUAAAUAGUAAGUGCAGAGAAAAAGAUAAUGAGUUUUUGUUUCUGUUACAGAAAGUGGAGACGCAAGGGGAAUUUGUUAAAGUCAGAAAGAGAGCUUUGGAGAGGCUGACUACUGAAGUGAUGCAGCUACAUGACAUUUUGCCCAAAAUACUGAAUUAUGAUAUCUUGGAGAACUUGCAGAAAUUGGAUGCUGUUGAAACAAGUGAGUUCUUAGGUUCUGUCAUUAAUGCUAUAAAAUCAUUAAUGCCAUAAAAGCAGCUUCGAGCGAACAACUUAAGUUUGUGGUGGUGGUGGAGAAUAUUCUUGAAGUAACUGAAAGUUGAAUAAUCGAGGUCCAAGUUAGAUAGGACAUAGAAACGUUUAACUCAUUCUUGACCUAAAGAAAAUACUUGUGGUUGGGUGAGAAGAGGAUUUCAAAAUGUCAGAGAGAUAAGGGAAUGCCCAAUCCUUUCCUUGUCUGAUGCUCCUCUGUUUCAAAUCUUCUCUGGGGAAAAACAGCUUUGGGAGGGAAUAGUGAUUUGGAGUGGAGAAAUGGUUGGCAGGGAAAGGGUUAAGCACCUGCCUUUUCACUGCUUCUCUCCAGCACCUUCUUUACAUAUUUCUCAUGGCAGAAUCUGAGCUUUUUCACUUAGCCACAUUUUAUAUUGCUACUGAUUAGUGGCUACAUGUGCAUUAUAGUAAAGUGGUACCUCGGUUUACAGAUGCUUCAGAUUACAGACUCCGCUAACCCAGAAAUAGUACUUCGGGUUAAGAACUUUGCUUCAGGAUGAGAACAGAAAUCGUGCGGUGGCGGCGCAGUGGCAGCGGGAUGCCUUAUUAGCUAAAGUGGCACCUCAGGUUAAGAACAGUUUCAGGUUAAGAACAGACCUCCAGAAUGAAUUAAGUUCUUAACCCGAGGUACCACUGUAUUUGAGAAUGCUUGUUCUUCUUUUUAUUGUUUUACUUGAGCCCUCCAUUUUUUACAGUUGUGGAAAGGAAAGAUAUUGAAGUGGAGCAAUUAAGAAUGGAUUGCGAACACUAUAAAGCCCGUUUAGAAGCAGCCCAAGCAGAUUGUAUGAAAGAAAGAAAGGUAGGUAGAUUAUUAGCUGAAACCCACUCUUUUUACGUACACAAUUGUGCUAUACCUCUAACAAUAAGGGCAAUCGUAAACAUGCCUACUCAGAGGUAAGUUCAGUGGGACUUAACUCCAGCUAAGUGUAGGAAGAAGUGCAACGUCCAUACGUGUUGAGACAGUUGGGGGGGCAUGCUUUUCCGUACUGGCAAUCCCCCCUUUUUGUAGAAAGGUUCCUGCAAAAAGAGGUAUGAAAGAAGGUUCAUUCUGUCUUAUGGUAGCCUGUUACAUCCUACAAGUUGCUUGGGGAGUUUCUGAGCCCUGCUGCAAAGACCUAGCCGAGGUAUAAGAAAAAACAAAAGAGAAGCUUUGGAUUGAUCUUUCCAGAGUUCUGUGAAUAUGGAAUUUCCCAAAAUCUUGUGUAAUAUUCUCAGGAAACAAGGGAUAACAUUAGCAUCUAUGCCAUCCAUCACAUGGAAAAGAUUACAGGGAGAAAUUAUGGAGAAUUGCUUUUUAAUGCCAAUGAAGCUAAAGAAUUGUAUUAGGAAAACAAGGAAGGCAACAGUCUCGCAUACAGAUUUACAAAUAAAACCAGUAGAGACUAUCUAACUUAGCCAGUUACCUGCUUGAGUAUUUUCUUGGAUUUCAGAGCACAUUCAGAGUUCCUGGUAAAACAGAGGUUCUGAGAGAGAGAGAGCAUCUUUGACUCUUGCUUAGGUGUUUCCCAGAAUAUAAAAAACUGAAAUGAAAGUUUCACAUAUUUAUGGGAAUCAGAGACUAAGCAAAGUUGGCCUCCUUCCCAUGAUGGGUUAUUGCUUGGCUCUGUCAUGAAACCUCUUCCAUCUCUGAUGUAACUGUUCUCUGGCCAGCUAGAAAAUUACUUAGAGGUUAGUUCCACCUUUUAAACAAUUUUACAGCUGUACAGUAUAUUGAAAAAUUUAAAGCUACAUUUGGAUGCAACAUUGUGAAAAAUCUUCAAUCCUGAGUGUUUGUUCAGAAACAGUUAAGGAUAUAUGAUUCAUACUAAGGGUUCCAGAUGCUCUAAGUAGCACUGUGGAGGUCCAUCAGAGAACAUAGCUGUUUGUAACAUAUGUCAACUCACAUUGAGCUCAGUGAGAGUUCCAAGUAACUAUUGAUCGCAACUUUUGUUGACAUUUUAGACUACAGUCCUCCAGUCACUUUCCUGGUAGUAAAUGCCAUUGACUUUAGUGGGAUUUGCCUCUAUACUUUUCAUGUAUUAACCUACAAUACAGGACUUUCCUGCUGGUUUGCUGUCUUAUGUUCAUGCUAGCAUAUCACAGGAAUGAUUCAAUUACUGUAUUUUUCGCUCCAUAGGGUGCACCGGACCAUAGGGCGCACCUAGUUUUUUUUGGGGGGGGGAAAUAAAGAAUUUUUUUCCCACCACCCCCCAGCCCCAAAGAGCCAAGACAGCCAGCGGGAUCCAUCCCACUGGCUGUCUUGGCUUCCUCUUUAGCCACGCGCAACCUCUCCAGGCGGCAGAAGCUGCGCACGGCUUUGUUUUUAGCCGCGGGGCUGGGAUGGGGGAAGCCCAAGCUUCCCCCGCCCCCAGAACAGGCUGCUAUCUGCAAGCCUUCGGAGCCCAGCGGGAACUCCCACCGCACUCAGAAGGCUUGCGGAGAACAGGCAGCUAUCCACAAGCCUUCGGAGCCUGGUGGGAACUCCCGCCGCGCUCAGAAGGCUUGCGGAUAGCUGCCUGAAGCCUCGAGAGCGAGAGGGGUCAGUGCGCACCGACCCCUCUCGCUCUCCAGGUUUCAGCGAAAGCCUACAUUCGCUCCAUAGGAUGCACACACAUUUCCCCUUCAUUUUUGGAGGGGGAAAAGUGUGUCCUAUAGAGGGGAAAAUGCGGUAAUUUAGUGUUACUGGAUCUUUUGUAGCUAGGAAUAAUUCUGUAGUGUAAUUUCUUGAAUUGUUUUCAUUUUUCCUUUCUGGACAAGGUUUGUGGAAUGUCUGCUAUUUCUGCUUCACCCACCUCCCCAUUCCUUUAUGUGCAGCCCCAUGCACACUUACCUUUAAAUUCUGUAUAGCUUAUUUGCAGGUAAGCCUCAGCACCUAGGACUUGCCGAUCGAAAGGUCGGUGGUUCGAAUCCCCGCGGUGGGGUGCGCUCCCGUCGUUCGGUCCCAGCGCCUGCCAACCUAGCAGUUCAAAAGCACCCUCGGGUGCAAGUAGAUAAAUAGGGACCGCUUACCAGCGGGAAGGUAAACGGCGUUCCGUGUGCUGCGCUGGCUUGCCAGAUGCAGCUUGUCACGCUGGCCAUGUGACCCGGAAGUGUCUUCAGACAGUGCUGGCUCCCAGCCUUUAGAGUGAGAUGAGCGCACAACCCUAGAGUCUGUCAAGAGUGGCCCGUACGGGCAGGGGUACCUUUACCUUUUUUUUUAACUCCAUCUUCACAUGGAGAAUGCAUUUUUACCACGCUGAUAGAGGAACAAUUGUACCAAAAGUGUACUAGUUUACAUAAGAUGUAUCAGGCAAGAGUUUUCAGGAGAGAUCUAACAAAUCUUUUGAGUUCUGUUUCCCUCCAAACCUCCUUGUGGUACCAAAGACAAAAGCUUGCCCCUUUGCCAAAGAGGGAGCUGCACUAAUGGAAAGCAUAUCUUUUGCCUGGCUCAGGUUGUAAUCCUAACGCAAUUUACAUUAGGAAUAGAAUUGUAGAGUUGGAAGGGACCAUGAGGAUGGUCUAGUCCAACCUUCUGCAGUGCAGGAAUAUUCAUUACAGGGGAUAAAACCUGCAACCUUGGCAUUACCAGCACCAUUCUCCAACCAACUAUUACAAUAUAAUUCCCAUUUAAUGCAGUUAGGAUUUACAGUGGUGCCCCGCAAGACGAAUGCCUCGCAAGACGGAAAAACCGCUAGACGAAAGGGUUUUCCGUUUUGAAGUUGCUUCGCAGGACGAAUUCCCCUAUGGGCCUGCUUCGCAAGACGAAAAUACCUUGCGAGUCUUGAGAUUUUUUUUUCGCUUUUCCCCCCCUUUAUCUAAUCUGCUAAGCCUUUAAUAGCCUUUAAUAGCCUUUUAGCAGCUAAUCCCCUAAGCCUUUAAGCCUUUAAUAGCCGCUAAACAGCUGAUAGCGCUAAUAGCGCUAAUCCGUCAAUGGGCUUGCUUCGCAAGACGAAAAAACCGCUAGACGAAGACUCUUGCGGAACGGAUUAAUUUCGUCUUGCGAGGCACCACUGUACCGUAUUUUUCCCUCCAUUGGACGCACCGGACCAUAGGACGCACCGGAUCAUAGGAGGGGGAGAACAGGGAAAAAGAUUUUUUUUCUUGUUCUCCCCCUCCAAAACAAGGUGCGUUCAAGGUACAUUCACCAGAGCUUGUGGGGCUGGCGGUGGGGAAGCGCUGCUUCCCCACCGCCAGCCUCAAAGAUCCCUGAAGCCUUUGGAGCGCAGCGCCUCGCUGCCCUGCACAGGUUUGCGCGCAGCCGUCCCAAGCUAGAGCAGUGAAGCGGAGCCCUCCGUCUCGCUGUUCUGGCUUAGGAACAGCCUUGCUACCUUCUGCAGGACAGCGGGGUGAAGGCACCCCGCUGCCCUGCAGAGGUUUGCGCGCAGCCGUCCCCAAGCUAGAGCAGCGAGAUGGAGCCCUCCGUCUCGCUGUUCUGGCUUGGGAACAGCCUUGCUAGCUUCUGCAGGACAGCGGGGUGAAGGCACUCCGCUGCCCUGCAGAGGUUUGCGUGCAGCCGUCCCCAAGCUAGAGCAGCGAGACGGAGCAGCGAGACGGAGCCCUGCAGAGGUUUGCGCGCAGUGUCCUGCAGAAGCUAGCAAGGCUGUUCCCAAGCCAGAACAGCAAGACGGAGGGCUCCGUUUCGCUGCUCUAGCUUGGGGACGGCUGCGCGCAAACCUCUGCAGGGCAGCGGAGUGCCUUCACCCCGCUGUCCUGCAGAAGCUAAGAAGGCUGUUCCCAAACCAGAACAACGAGACGGAGGGCUCCGUUUCGCUGCUCUAGCUUGGGAGGGCUGCGCGCAAACCUCUGCAGGGCAGCGGGUGCCUUCACCCCGCUGUCCUGCAGAAGCUAGCAAGGCUGUUCCCAAGCCAGAACAGCGAGACGGAGCGCUCCGCAGUGCUCCGUCUUCCUGUUCUGGCUUUGGGCUUAGCGGCGCAGCCUGCAUUCGCUCUAUAGGACGCACACACAUUUCCCCUUAGUUUUUGGAGGGGGAAAUGUGCGUCCUAUAGAACGAAAAAUACGGUACUUCUGAGUAGACAUUGUUAGAAUUGUGGCUCAUAUUACCAAGAAUACUUGUUUGAGAACAUUGCUACUAUCUAUUUUUAUAUAAUUAUCCAGACUGUUCUUUUCUUCUGAUUAUGACAGUGUAAUGUUGCCAUAGAAGCUGCGAGAUGAAAUUCUGAUGAAUAUGCUUAAGUUUGCCAUGCGUUCUAUAUCAAGCUCCUUGAAGGAAAAUGGAAUGUAAAUGUAAAUAUAAAUAAGCAAAAAGUCUUCUACGUAUGCAAAUAUGAGAGAAUUCCACAGUUUAGGAAGAAUUUAAAUCUUAGCAGAUCUACUUCACCAGAGCCAAGUUUUUUUGUUUUUUGUUUAAUGCUCAGAGGACUUUGGAACUUAUUGAGAAAUCUAAUUAGAACGGUCUGAUAUAAUCCAAUAUGAAUCACAUAUUAGCUUUAUUACUUUCAGGAAAAAUUAACUGUUCGGCAGCAGCUGAAUGAGGCAAAGCAACAAUUAUUGCAGCAAGCUGAAUACUGUACAGAAAUGGGUGCUGCAGUUUGCACGUUGUUGUGGAGUAUCUCUAGCAAUGAAGAAGCAGUUAAAAGUAUUCUAGGAAGUGUAAGUUCAGUGACUGCAGAGAUCUUUAUUUGUUACGUAUUAUACACAAAUGACAGCGUUGACUCAAACAUUUUUUUAAAAAAAUUACUUUUGUGCCAUUCUGAUUAGAAUGUCCAUAUAGCAGCUGACAAUCUGCAUUUGUUUACUGUGAUUGAGACACUAAAAUUGCUACAUUAUUAUUAGUAGUAGUAGUAUUAGUAGUAUUUCUACACCGCCCACCAGGCUAGGUAUCCCCAGCCACUCUGGGCGGCUUACAGCAUAUAUAUAACAUUGUAAAACAUAAAACAUUAAAAACUUCCCAAUACAUCAGGAAAAGUGGUUAAAAGUUCCUAUUCCAAAUGCCUUUGUGAACAGUACAGUUUUCAAAGAUGUAUUUUGAAAGGCAGUGAUAACUCCUGCCAGACUUCUGUUGCCAAGGAUUUCCUUAGAGCAGGACCUGGUACACUAAAGACUCAGUCUCUGGUAAAGACCAACUACAGUGGUGCCUCGCAAGACGAAAUUAAUCCGUUCCGCGAGUCUCUUCGUCUUGCGGUUUUUUCGUCUUGCGAAGCACGGCUAUUAGCGGCUUAGCGGCUAUUAACGGCUUAGUGGCUUAGCGGCUAUUAACGGCUUAGCGGCUUUAAGAAAAAUGAAACAAACUCGCAAGAACUCGCAAGACGUUUCGUCUUGCGAAGCAAACCCAUAGGGAAAUUCGUCUUGCGGAACGACUCAAAAAACGGAAAACUCUUUCGUCUAGCGAGUUUUUUGUCUUGCGAGGCAUUCGUCUUGCGGGGCACCACUGUAGAUGUAAAGGACACCACCAAAAAUGUCCCAUCACAUGAUCUCUGUGAUCAAGGUGCAUAAGGAAUUAGGUGGCCUUUAAGGGACUUUGGGCUCAUGUUUUUAAGGCUUUGUGAAUUUACACAGUAAACUUGAACCUGGCCUGGUACCAAAUCAGCAACCAGGUAAGUAGAUGUGUAUAGGAUUCCACUAUAAGUCACUUUAAUUUGUGAAUAAAUAUCCAGACUUCAGAAUAAAAUUCCUUAGGGAAAAUACAAAAUGUAUGAACCCACAGUAAUUGUAAUCUGUGAAUGAACUAUAUAUGACAAAUUCAGUCUAUGUGCUAGGUUUACCCAGCUCAAACCAUAAUUUCCCAACUGCUAUGUGUAAGACAAAUUUUUUUCAACAGCUAUGUGUAAGACAAUAACUGCUGCAGCAUAUUAAUAUGGUGUAGUGGUUAGCAUAAUCAAAUUAGGACUAGGGAGACCCAGUUUCAAAUUUCCACCCUGCCAUUAAGCUUACUGGGUGUCACUUGGUUACAUUAUCUGUUGGCCUGUCUUGUUGUGAAGCUUAAAUUAGGAUGACAGGUGGAUAGAUGACCCUGUAUGGCACCUUGAAUUCCUUUGAAGUUAAGUGGUAUAAUACAUUUCCCUUGUUGCUUUUUCUGUCACAACCUGAGCAGCUUGUCUCUGUUGGCACAUGCACUUUGGGGUUUUUCCUUUCUUUAUCUGAGGUGCUGUCCCCUGCACAGAAACAAGGAGAUUAGUGGCAUAUAUUAUGGCACACAUUUAUUUAUGCCCUGAUAUUAUUUAUUAGUUUUUCAUAAAUCUAACUUUUGGAACUAGCUUCUUGUCCUCUGGGCCUUUGGAUAGGCCAUCUGAAUACAUUAGCACAGCCUUUCUCCACCUUGGGUUCCUAGAUGUUAUUGGAUUACAACUCCCAUCAUUCCUGCACAAGAUGGUCAGUGAUGAUCGGAGUUGUAGUUCAAGAACAUCUGGGAACACAAGGUUGAGAAAGGCUGCAUUGCAGGUUGAUUUAGGUUUCUGUUUUCUAAGAUUAUAUUUUAUAGAGUUGUGACCUGCCAAGGACCUCUUGUGCAGGAUCUAAAUCUGAAGAAUGAAUAAACUAAUGAAAGGAAAUAAAGUGCCACAGGAUCCUUCGUUGUUUUUGCUACUAACACAGCUACACAUCUGGAAAUGUUUGUGCUCUGUACAUAGGUGAAACCACCUGUUCUGCUGCUCCUCUUGAACAUGGGUUACAUUCUUGAUGUAUGCACUGAAUGGCAUCUCAAUAAUAUGUUGGAAUCCUACUAAUCUGAUGCCUAGUUUCAUAAUGUUUGUAGACAUUAUUUUCCUAGUUAAACUCUUCUUGCUACAGUUGCUAGGAGAGUUAAAGUCACUGAAAAACAUUUGUCUUAAUAGAGGAGUCUUGGUAAUGUUCUGUGCAGAUCAGUAUCAUAGUGCCAUUGAGUUUUACCUACUGAAAAAAACUAACCAUUAUUUAAAAACUCAUAAGUUCAUAACCAUAAAGUAGUAAUUUUUCCUUAUGAAUUUUCAGAGUAAAGCUAUAAAGUUUUUUAGCAUUGCUGGACAGACUAUGGAGAGUUUUGUGCGAUCAUUAAGUGAAGAUAUCAAACAGCAAGACAUGGAUUCUGAUGAAAGUCAGUUUGUGUUAGGUUUGGCAGGGAUUGUUACAAGUAAGUUUGUCCUGGAAUGUCAUAGGAAUAAUGAAACACAUCAUAUAUAAGUUAGCAUUUUUUUAAAAAAGUUUUUACCUUUCAAAAGACUUUCUGAUAUACUUCAGAGUAACUUUUAGUAGUUUAGCUGUAGCAUUUAGCAAAACUGACCUCCCCAUAUUAAUGACUUCCUGCUUGAGAACAAAUAUUGAGUACAGUGGUACCUCUGGUUACAUAAGCUUUAGGUUACAUACGCUUCAGGUUACAGACUCCGCUAAUCCAGAAAUAGUGCUUCAGGUUAAGAACUUUGCUUCAGCAUGAGAACAGAAAACGUGCUCUGGCGGCAGCAGGAGGCCCCAUUAGCUAAAGUGGUGCUUCAGGUUAAGAACAGUUUCAGGUCAAGUACGGACCUCUGGAACGAAUUAAGUACUUAGCCUGAGGUACCACUGUAAAUUGCUUCUUAUGUGUAGGAUAAUAAAACCGAUGCAUGAUUUUAAAUAGAACUAGGGAAAUGUUGCCCCUGUGACAGAUUCACUCUACUUCACACUCACUUGCACUGCCCAGUGCAUGCAAACACCACAUAUAUACAGGCUAGAAACAUAUGUCUCAGUCACUCACACUACAUACAAACAGCUACACAUACAUACUUCCCCCACACCCCAGUGUACAUACUUUUUUUCUCCAUUAGCAUCUUUUGCUCCCCACCUAGCUGAUCCUUCUUUUCCUCUCUCAAUACAGGAACAUCUCCCUGCCCUACCUCGCAGAUCCUUCUGCCUCUAUCCAAAAGUGUAUCUUUCACCCACACCCCACAGAUCCUUCUCUCUCUACCCAGGAGAUAGGCAGAGUGCUUGAAGGCUUUCCACAAGCAUCUGGUCACUCACUGUGGAAACGGGAUGAUGAAUUGGAUGGGUCAUUGACCUGACCCAGCAGGAUCGUCUUAUGUUCUUAAGAGCGUAUCCUGUAACCAUGAAGUGAUGGGGAAGCUAUCCUGUUGCUUCUCCCCCAGCACUCGAAGCAAAUCCCUCAGGGCUUGCAAAAGGCCUGUGAAGCAGCUGGGACACCCACACCACUCAAAUUAAAGCUGUCCAUGGCAUGCAAAUCCUACACAGGCUUUUUAUAACCUCAGAAACAGCCUUAACCAUGUAAGCUAAAUUAACAAACUUCAUAAGAGUAAAGGAAGGCAGACAAAAAUAUAAUUAAUGUAUUGAAAAGUGGAAUCUGUUUAUCCUGUAUUAGUCUACUGGAAUAAUAAAGUGCAAGACCUAGCCCAAUACUACUCUUUAGUGGGGAACAUAUAGGAAUAUUUUUAUAUAAAUUAUCAAUGUAAACAUUAUUGUAAUGUUUUUGUUAUUUAUUUUUAUACCUCAAGUAGGCUUUUGUAUUUGUGAGGAUUGUAAUAACUUUUACAAACAGUGAAAUAAUACUUAAAUACACUUUAGUCAGGUGUGAUUGAUACAUUUAUAUAUGUAUCUGAAUUAUGUAUGUACUUUAUUGUUCAUAAUAUUUGCAAAAACAGUGUUAUUUUACAUAAUAACAUUUGUAAAAACUCGUUACAACUAGGCUUGAUAAGGAAGUGGGUUGUGCUUAUAUUUCAGGUUUCUGCAGAAUUUGUCCCUCUCAGCCCAUGGUUUUCCUCCAUAGCUACAACAUUUCUCGAUUUUUUUAAUCUCUAGGAGAUGCUGUAGUGAAACAUAGCACCCAAAACCAGCACAUCGUUAUUGUUGUCUUGUGGGGGAUUAUUUUCUAGAAAUAACCUUCCCAUAGCCUUCCCAACAAUUACUGUACAGAAUUUUCAGUAGUGCUGUUAGCUUACAAAAUUGUGCUGAAUAAGAAUUUUUCUCUCUUUAAAUUAUGGUUUUUUGUGUGUGUGUUCUCUUUUGUAGAUGUUGCUGCUUUAGCAUGUGGUCGUGAAUUCCUAGUUAAUUCAAAUCAAGUAUUGUUGGACACAAUGAUGCAACUUCUGGGAGACAUGAAGCUUGGAUGCUGCACAAAACUUAAAGUGUAUGAUGACUGGAUGUUUUUAGAAUGAAACUUGUUGUCUUAACAAUCUAAUAUAGUCAAGAAUGAUAUAUAGCGUGGUGGAAUGUUUAAAGUGGUGUGAACUAAAAUGAGUUGUUAAGUGGGGAGUCUAUAAUUUAGGUAAGCUGCUGUUAGACUUAACCCCUAACCCCUCCCUCCCGCUGUAUCUUUAGUAUGGAGGAUAAUACUUGCCUACCUUACAAAUGCCUCUGCUUUCUUGUGUGUACUAACAUUGGUCAUGAGUAACAUGAGAGAGGCUCCCAGGUAAGGUUUAUGAAGACACUACGAGAGUGGGCAAGUCAUCUUUAUUGACAGAAGACAAUGGGUUUCCAGGGUGCAGUCGUUAGUGGAUGGUGUGGUGUGGCAGCAGCACUUACCUGACCUCCCAACAGCUGUGUUGCUGCUGCUUAUGGGGAAGAAGAGUGGGAUGGGUGAAGUGGCAGGGUGAAUGUACUGGCAGGAGCACUGGAUUGGUGUUGCUGUUGUGUGUGCACUGUCCUAUUCACUUCUUCCCCUUGACCCUUCCCACUGGGGGGAAGGGUUGUAUCAGUAGAGCAUCUGCCUUACAAGCAUUGUAGAUGUCAUAGCAUAUUGAACAUGGGGAUAAAAUUAUAGCAAGUACUUUGGCCAUCCUUGCAUUUGAGCCUCGCAGUCAGCCCAAAAGAUCAAAUCCAAAUCUCUGGAAAGUUUCAGAACUGACGUCCUUAGAGAUGUGCCUCUGUCAGUUUGCUGGGUGAAGGAGCAGCAAACCAAACACAUUUGUGCAAGAGUUUAUGAAUGGGUAAAGAGGCUUUCUGUAUUAGAAGAAGAAGAAGAAGAGUUUGGAUUUGAUAUCCCGCCUUUCACUCCCUUUAAGGAGUCUCAAAGCGGCUAACAUUCUCCUUUCCCUUCCUCCCCCACAACAAACACUCUGUGAGGUGAGUGGGGCUGAGAGACUUCAAAGAAGUGUGACUGGCCCAAGGUCACCCAGCAGCUGCAUGUGGAGGAGCGGAGACGCGAACCCGGUUCCCCAGAUUAGGAGACUACCGCUCUUAACCACUACACCACACUGGCUCUCACUUCCUUAAUAAGCUGUUUAGAUAUGUAACUCCUAGGCAGGGAAGAUUGAGGAUUUGUACCUUAGUCUGUAGCUCCAAAUACAUUAAAAUCCAGCUUUGUCUUGUUUGCUGCUGAAAAUACGCCAUAUAAAUUUCAGUUGUCUCUAUAUGUUGUCACAAGGGAUGGCCACCAGAUGGUGCUCCAGGCUUUGUAAAACAUUUCUAGACAGAACUACUGCUGGUCAUAAAUCUGUAUUUUCUUGCCCCAGAAAACUUAUAGUUCAAGAGAUAACUAAAAUGGGAUACCUUAUUAAAACGUUUGAACAUUUUUUAAAGUAUGGGUAUAGUUUUGUAGUAUAGCAAAUAUAAGAGCAGUUGAUGAUAGAAUGUGGUGCUGAAGAAAUAGGAAUCAACUCCCAGGCUGUUUGCUUUGGCAGACAGCUUUGCCCUUUGAACAGCUUAGCAGAAGAUGUUUAAACUCUGUUUCCCUCUGUUAGUAUUUUUUACUGCUUUACUUUUUCAGUUCACCAUAACCAAUCCCUCAGUUCCCUACAAAACAAACAGCUGAAAGGAAAACACAAAGCACAGCCAUGUUUCUCUACGUCACUUUUAAUCUGUUUUGUUAUCUACUGAUACUACUGAUAAACAGACUGAAAGACCAUAUCAAGAAGUAUUAAUCCCUUGCACUGUAAGAAAUGUUACAUAAUUUUACAUGGGUUAAUGAUACUGAACAGCAGACACUGCAAGAGAUCCUUUUGUAUCACGAUAUGGCCCUCCUCUGGAAUAUGAUAAGCAGGAAUGAAUGUGAAGGUCUGGAGAAGGAUGUGAUUUCCUCUCUUUUCCCAUUUUUUCUCCUAACUUGGGGAAAGAUUUGAGUCGAUCGCCAUCAAAGCUAUUUUCAUUUUCACAUUUCUGCUCUGGAUAAUAGAUUUAGAAAACAGAGAAUUGCAAAAGCUGAGGUCUCUUUGCCUAAUCCCCAUCUUACAUAGGGGGCCCAGCACCUGCUGAAUAGACAAUCUUCGAGGCCCUGAUAGAGCCCACUCCAGCCAUAGCCCUGCAACCAGAGGUUGUGGAAUGAUGCAACAUGAUGUGGGAAAGAAAAUUUGUAUCUGUAGUGACUGAAGCAUCUUGAAGCCUAUCAAGGUGGAAUGCAAGGUAGUUUUUUUGCUGCCUUUUCCCUUUGCUUCAGAUAGCAUCUCCAACCUGAACAUGGCAGAUCCUUGUCCUUUUCCCCUCUCCUCUCCCCCCCCCCCCCCGUCGGAAUAGUAGCAGGGACCACAGGUCAUAUUACAGGCGUGCCAGUGGCAGAAUCCACACUACAAAGCAUACCAGAGAAGUAUUUCAUAUGAAUUCAAAUACUAUCCACCUUUAUGUCAAGCUUGUUCAGAAAUGUUAGGAAAAAGAGAAAAUGUGGAUGCCAUACCAGUUUGUACAGGGCAGGUGAAUUAUCCAAGGUUCAGCCUUUCCACCUCACCCUAGGAUUGCAUUCAAUCCAAAGGCUUAAGACCAGAUGCCACCAUGACUCAGAAGUAUCAGAGACCAAAGAAGAACAUAGACCAAAGGCGCAGAUACUAGCAACAGAAUCUGAAAAUAUUUUUGGACCCACCACUCUUAUGGUGAAGGUGGCUUACCAGAGCAUUUUGAGAGCAAAAUCUACGAUAGCCAAUGAGACUCAGUAAUAUAAAGCAGAUCAGUUUAAUGUAAUGACAGCUGUGUUUUGUUUUUCAUGUUGAUUCUCAACCGUUUAUUUUUUAAGGGAAAAUUUUAAGUUGGAAGGAAUAAAUUCCUGUCGUAACAGAAGAAGCAUAAUUUAAAAUUUUAUUAUCUCAUUGUUUGAGGGUUUAGGAAGCGUACAAUUUAGCAAAGCGGUGUUAUGAAACAUUUCUGGAGGCUUUUGAAAAUAGCUGACUGAGCAUAGCACUUAUCCACUGUGUAUAUUUUCAGAGUGCUGUGUAAACAGUAACAAGUGGUUUGACAAGAGUAGUGUCACUUCAGAAAUAAUGGCAUAGUUGGUGACUUUAUGUAAUUCAACAAAAUAUGCUUUGGCCUUUCUGAAAUGUAAAUAAAAGGCUAACUUGUUCAUCUGAGGUAAUGGUGGGAAAGUCUUGUUAGAGUAUUUUCUUCUCAACCUCACAACAGAUAAGCCCUGGUUUGCUAUCCUGAUUGAAAGCUGAUAACUGGGGGAGAAAAAGCUUUUCUUUUCACAAAAAAUUAGCACAGAUUUUGAAUAGUAGAAGUUGUUUUAUUGUCUUUGUGUAAUCUUGGAAUUUUACUCUCUAUUGAUAUUGCUCAAACAUUCAGAUCAUAUAUUCUUAUUAUGUGAACUUCAAAGUGGUGGACAUAAGUUUUUAGAAGAAUGCAUGUCAUGUGAGUCUGUUCUCCUUCAGAAGCAGAAUAACAGGCUAUAAUACUUGGCAGUUGCUCCAUGUGGGAUGACAACAGGCAGGAUUAAGAUUGAUGACUUCCUCCCAAAGGAGGAGCUUCCUUGCAGGACCAGUCUGUUUCCUGUCUCUUAGGAGACAGCAGGGUUUUAGCUAGAGCUCUUUUUCAAACAAAAAAGGUAUAUUGAAUGAAUCUGCCUUUCACCUUUCUUGACCCCUCUGUACUGAAAUUAGGUAGGACAGGUGAUGGAGUAAGCCGGGCAGCAAAUCCAAGAGAAACAAGCUGCUUAGGCAGAAAAAAUCUUUAAUGAUGGCUCUGACCCCUUGCUACUUAGCCCAGGAAUGUAGAGCUGGAUAACAGGAGUGCUGUUAGUCUUUCCAGUAGGCCUUUUGCAGAGCUGUGGUGUUUCAGGCCUCCAGAACCUCCUCUGUCUUUACUAGGCUGGUGUACCUGUGAGCCUGUCAGAUAUGUCUGAUGGUUCAGGGCAGGGGUCAGCAACCUUUUUCAGUCGUGGGCCGGUCCACCGACCCUCAGACCAUGUGGUGGGCUGGACUAUAUUUUGAAAAAAAGAAUGAAUGAAUUCCUAUGCCCCAUAAAUAACCCAGAGGUGCAUUUUAAAUAAAAGCACACAUUCUACUCAGGUAAAAACACUAGGCAGGCCCCAGAAAUAACCCAGAGAUGCAUUUUAAAUAAAAGGACAUGUUCUAAUGUAAAAACACGUUGAUUCCCAGACCAUCCACAGGCCGGAUUGAGAAGGCGAUUGGGCCGCAUCCGGCCCAUGGGCCUUAGGUUGCCUACCCCUGGUUCAGGGUCAUAGCUUAUAGAAAGAGCUUCAGGGAUCCGUCUCUACUCACUGCAGACUUUUCAGCAAGAGUAUCUAAUGUAGCACCUUUUUGACUUAGGCCUGGGCGAUAGCUGAAAAAUCCAAAAGUGAUAUCAGGGAUACUCAGUUCAGCAUAAAUUUUAUUUAUGUAGGGCUCCAGAGGUUGUCUUUGUAGUACCUAAGGAUAAAAAAGUUUUAUUCACAAAUGUGAAGAAGGAAGACAACAACAGAUUUUCAAAAAAUCCUGAUAUUUAGAGACCCUAUUCUCUUUGCAAGACAUGUCAGUUGAAAAAAAUGCGAGAUACAGAAAAAUCAAGCUUUUUUAAACAAAACAAAAAGAACCUUGAAAGAGGUGGUGGGGUCAAGCCAUCUUGGAUCUCAAGUAUCUCAGCAAAUUAAUAAUAUGAAGUUGUGUUCACCUCUACAUAAUUCCAUCCUUAUUUGGGGCAUCAUGAUAUAUCAAUAUAUCACAAUGUUUAGCUGGUGAUAUAUCAUGAUGUUGAAAACCAGAUAUUGCCCAGCCCUAAACGUUGUAAGUAGUUUAGUUUAGUUUAUGUUCUGAUGUAACAGGGGUCUUCAGGAACAUUGUUGGCAGUGAAUUUUGGGAAUGGGGCACAUCUUUUAUUGUGAAGUUUAAUUUAAUCUAAUACAGGCUGUCUGGCUGUGAGAGAGGCACAGCUUUGUGCGUGAAGAAGGGUCAGCUGGAGUUAGGCAUUGAUGUGUUUGCCAUAUACGUUUGUUAGAGACAUGACAAGCUGAUAAUAAAGUUAAAGUUGAAGCUAAAAAGAAGAGAAUGAAUGGAGGAUAAAAUUGUAUUGGAAUUUGUUACAUUUGUGACAGGAUUUUCAAUUAAGCCUUGUCAGGCUAAUUUUUUUAAGUGCCCUUUUCUGUUUGUCAGGAGGACAAGCACUUAAUCAGGAUGAUAGGCUAUCUGCUGAGGAGUCUCAAUUAAGAGGAUUUCACUGAAUGUGUUGUGUGAUCAUAUAAGGCUCUGUUCAUAUGAACACCCCACUAGUUCAAUAGGAUUUGACUGCUGCCAGGUUUCUUUACACUACAUUAUUACAAAAUGAAUAAAAAGAACACACAGGAUUAUAUUAAUAUUGAUAUAUCCAUUCAGUCUUUGCUUUUUAAAUGUGAGGAAUGUGCUAAGCUUCCUGAGGCUUGUGUUCUUAACAUGGUUUUCAGCUUUUGUAGUGGGAUGCAAAUCCAUAUACUCAGUCCCCUUUUAAACUUUUCUUACAGACUGAUGCUGAUGUCCUUAUACAAUGUCAGUAUCAAUGUGAAAGGCUUGAAGUACAUCAGUGAAAGCCCAGGGUUCUUUCCAUUACUCUGGUGGCUCCUGAAUGGUAAGACCUUUAUGAAUGCAAUACGGUACUAGAUUGUGCUACACAUGUUUUUACUACGUAACAAAUGUCAGUAUAUUAGCUAAAUGGAAAUAAACCAGCUCCUUGUUGUUUAUCAAAACACCUUGUAUAGCAUGUAAGAAAAGACAUAUUUUGGAACUUAAGAUGUGAUAGGCAUGAGAAUGGAGAAUGGAAGGAUGAGUUGUAUAAACGGGAUUACUCUUGCUAAAACGGUUUGUAUGUUGAUUAUCCUAUGCAUAUAGAAAACUAUCACACAUUUUUCAUUUAUGCACUGCUGAAAUCCUGUCCACUCUUACUGGGGAGGGCCACUCAUUGGACUUGAUGAGACUUUAUGGUGAGAAAAGUACAUAGGAUUGAGCUAUUAGUUAAUUAAUUUCAGGCUUGGGGUUUUUAAAAGUCAGUUAUUAAAAUUAAGGAUCUAGACCAUGCCCUUGAAAUGCAAUGUUAGAACAAAGAAGCUGUUCUUGCUUGAAACUAUUCGAUGUAAUCUAUUGUUUAAUUAAAUGGCUUGACAUCUUCUUAAAAACAAAAACACUGCAACUGUUGAUGGAAAGAUAAGUCUGAACAUUUGUCCUGAAGGGCAAAAGGAAAAGUUAUGAUUCUGCCCUUGUUAACUUCCUGCUUCAGCUAUAUUUUAUUUAUUAGAUUCUCACUUUGAUUUAAUUUAUAACUUUCUCCAUUAUUCAGUCUUAGGAUAUGUAUCAGUUCUAAAAUCAACACUUGGUAAAAUCUAUAAAUAUUUAUAAAAGUGUUAUAUAUUAUUAUAAAAGUAUUAAAUACAUUAUUUCCAUAAAUUACACAGUAUCUGCUUGCCACCCAGCUUUUAAAAGCAAUCCCAAGUUAAAAUGUAUUACGGCUUAUUGCAGAAUGAUAGGGCUUGGACUUUUCAGGUCUCCAUGGGAGAGGACUAACAGAAUUGAACUGAAAUGUGACAAGGGGCACUGGUGCAAAAUAUAUCUUAGACAUACCUCAUCUUGACUGUUUGUUACGAUUUGAGACUUUCCUUUCAAAGAACAGAAAAUCUCUCAAUUUUGAUUCUUGACUACUGAGAGAGGCCUGCUUACCUCCAAAACAGCUGUGUUGUUCCCCCAGCCAACGCCAAAGCAGGACUUAAAUCACAUAGGUAAUACAAUAGACCAGGCAUUUCCAAAUAUUUUUAUCAAGACUUGCCCUCUGAGGUUUGACACACAACAAAUCAUUUUUUGUUAGUGCUCCUCAGCACCGCAUUCUGUCUAAUUUCCACUGCAUACAGUCAUAAAAACGUGUCUAACACAGCUACUGUAUAUACUCAAGUAUAAGCCGACUUUCCCCCCACAUUUUUUAUGCUGAAAAAGCCCCCCUCGGCUUAUACUCGAGCGAGGCGGGCGGCAGAGGGACGAGCGGCCCAAAAGGAGCCCUUCCUCUGCCCGCCUCUCGCAAGGGCAGGCACAGGAGCCAUGGUUGGGAGAGGGGCUGCGCUGCGCUGUGCCUCUCCCAACCGCGGCUCCUAUGCCUGCUCUUGCGAGCGGCAGAGGCAGCAGCAGAGGAACAAGCAGCCUGAAAGGAGCCCUUUCAGGCUGCUUGUUCUUCCUCUGCCGCUGCCACCACCACCAGGUUUGUGGCGUGGUGAACCGGCUUAUACUCAAGUCAAUAAGUUUCCCCAGUUUUUUGUGCUAAAAUUAUAUUCAGGUCAGCUUAUACUCGAGUAUAUACGGUACCUACCCUUAUAAGAUUUGGGACAUUGCUUGAGGAAAUGCUUGAAACUUCCAAAUUGUGCAGUUUGGUGGGGUCUUCUUCACAUCAGCUCUUACAUUUCCCAGUGAUGAAAUAAUCUGUCAUUAGCAAAUAGAAGGGAAGCACCCCACCAGCUUGGGCUGGCUUGGUGUGUGGUAUUUCUCAGUAGCAUAGCAACAACUUACCCAUUGUGCAGCAAUGAGACCUGACUCACUAGAAAUAUAUUUCAGGAAGCUUCUUUUCUGUACUAAGUAUUGGUGUCAGCCCUUAAUUUAUUGUAAAAGGAGGUUUAGUUUACUGCUAGUUAGAUUUGUGUGUGUGGAAUUCUCUCCAGGACUCAAGUUUCAUAAGUGUUUUUGACAUAGGUGUCCCUCCCUGAAAACUCACAUUCUAAAGGCACAAUAAUGCAGGGAAGCACAAGACAGAGCACAGAAAAAUAAUGAAAAUACCUCAGAGCAGGACUUCCCAGUCUAUUUUUAAGGGAGAUUUACUGCCAAUAUUCCCUCUUUCCACCCAUUUCCCUGAUUGUUCUCUGCCAAAUCUUCACCACAGCCGCAAUUGUUCCUAACCUGUGCAAUUCUUGUUAAUUACUUAGCCUGUUGCUAGUGCAGCCUCCCACCUCAUUUAAAUUAAGCAAUAAAGAGAUAUCUGUUGUAACUUUAUACUCCCUGCGACAGCAAUCUGCAUUUUAGCUUCAUGAUAUGCUUGUUUGCAUUGAAAAAAGGGCCACUGAAUUUCAUGAGACUUCGUUCCAGGUUUGUACAUAAAUAUUGUAGGUUUAAGCAUGCAGUCAGUGGCCAGCUCACAUAUUGCUUGUAUGAAAUUAUACUAAAAUGUUAUAAUGACUGUGGGUAGAAUGAUGAAAAAGCUUGUAAAUUAGUAAUACUUGAACUUGGUACCUGUUACUUGUCAGCUUGAUAACUUAUGUCUUUGAUGACUAAAGAAUGUUGCAAGCACCUGUCAGUUGAAUUCACACCACACUUCCAUAGCCGAUUGCAGAUUAACAGUUUAGCAUUGAGGUAAUUCAAUUACUUAAACCCCAUUAUAGAGAAUAGUUCAUCUGUGAGUAUACUUCUAAUGACACAUGUGACUAGAAUAACUCUCUGGCUUAUCAGUUGCUUCUGUUAGUGACUGAAUGCAAAUGACAUCAAAUACAACGGUACAGUUCAUGUCAGUGAUCUUAAGGUAGAUUUUCAGUACGUUGUUAAAAUUGUGUCAGCUUUUAUAGGCAGCUCCUACUCAUGAGCUCAUGCAAGCAUCCACACUAUUGUCUUUAAAUUAUUAAUAUAUAUUUUUCAUCACUAGUUCUUUGCGGGGAGGAUAUUGUAUUGUUUCAUGCGGACCUUAGCUAACACAGUUCAGAAACACUUUUUUCCUGAGAGGUUUAUUGAAGAGGUAUUUGGUGUUGUAGUGGAAACUGCACUACCGUAAUGUACUCUGUGUUGCCUUUCAAGUUGACCUGGACAUUUCAGCUAGUACAGAAUGCAGCAGCUUGGGUGCUUUUUUUUGCUAGGCAUCCAUAGUAUACAUUUUGUGUCAGUUGCAUUGGUUACUGGUACAUUUCUGGGCUGAAAGCCAAGUGUGGGUUUUGACCGUCAAAAGCCCUAAAUGGUUUGGGGCCAGGUUAUGCCCAUUUGAACCUGCAUCAGCUUUUGUCAUUGACAUGUUGGACCACCUUUAAGAUUGGUCAGAUUGGCAGGUUUUAGGAACAAGGGUUCUCAGUAGCAGCUGCUGCUAUGUGGAACCAGAGGGUGUAAAGUUGUGCGCUUCAGUUGUAUUAUUAAAAAACAACAACAACUUUGAAACCUACUUGUUUCAAGUGUCUUUCUGCAGAUGUGUUUUUAUUUAACAUUAUUCUGAUUUGUUGCUGCCACUUUUACACUUGUUUUGUACUACCUAAAUUUAUAUUUUAAUGUAUCUUUCUAUUAUCUUAAUUUUCUAGUUUUUAAUGUAAUUGUAGUUUCACGUUUACAUUGUUCACUGCCUUGGGUGGACUUUGUCCAGAAACGCAGCUUCAGUCGUACCUUGGAUCUCAAACGCCUUGGCUCUUGAACAAAUGGGCUCCCGAACGAUCGAAACUGGGAAGUGAGCGUUCUGGUUUUCGAACGAUUUUCGGAAGCUGAAUGCCCGGUGCGGCUUGGUUUUUUAACGGUACCGGGAGUCGAACGGAACGCAUUCUGUUUGAGAACCAAGGUACGACUGUAUUAAUAUUUUAAAUGAACAAAUGUUUGUUACAAAGUGGCAUUGCUUUGGAAACCCGGUAGCUUGUGAUCUAGUUUUGUGUUGUAACAUACCAGUUGAAAAACAGUGUCCUGGUAAACAAUAAACAAAAGGUACAAGUUGGUAGUUCUGCAAGUAUUUAUGCUACAUUGGAAAUAAUACAGCAACAUCGUAGCCCCUUUCACAACUGCCCCUCCAAGACAACUUAGAGCAUGGGGAGGAAAAAGCAGAGCUCUACUUGUUGGCCUCCCCUAUGUCAUGGUACCCACAAGUUCCAUCUUCCUGAUCUCUGCGUUUGUUGAAAAGUCUGAAUGGGGAGCCAGUCCAGCUCCUCCAUGUGAUCCCGAACGCUGCAUGAACAGGAUUCCCAAUUGUGUGGAAUAGCUUACAUGCCAACAACUGUGCAUUUGGUCCUUGUUCACACAUUCCAAAAAAUGCACAGAAUCAACAGGAACAUUAGGAAGGAGCCAGGGACAAUGGAUGUGACUCCAUUUAAUAGUGAGAAAAUGAAAGUUGGAUGUAGAAAAACUUCAUUUGUUGUGCUCAAUGAGAAGUCUGUUCUUUUAUAAAUUAUGAUAAUUGGUUUAGUUAGUUUUGUCUUUCACGUUUAGAUCCAGAUCCAGAAAUAUGUCUUCAUGUUCUACGGCUUCUCCAGUCUGUGAUUUUAGAGCCAGAUGUUUUAACCAAGUCAGCUCCUGAAAUACGUGACUCUCUGCCACUUCCACGUAUCCAUAUGCUGUCAAAAAGCCGCAAUGCAGAUCUACAAAUCCUGGCCCGAGAACUGCUUGAGGACCUUAAAAUAUUAGAGAGUGAAAUAUAAGGUUGUGUUCUAUAACAUUGUUAUCUUCUCCAGCAUUUUUUUCCAGUGUUGUAGUAAUUUGUAAAAUUAUGCAUGCAUUCAAAAAACAGGUUCUUCUUGUAAGUAGAUUUGUGUGUUUGUAUGUGACCAGUGUUGCUUCACAGAAGAAAGUAAUUUCAGCCAUAAAUAGGAUACAUCAGAAUUCCCAGGCUAGCCACAUUACAUCAAACCAUCUCACCCAAGUUCACUAGACAUUAUUAUUUAUGCUUUAAGCUGUUUGAAGUCAAAGAUUAAAUGGUUUGAAUAAACUGCAGCUGGUUACAUGCAAGUUACAUUUGUCACUUUCAGAUGAUUGAAACAUGAUGUUGAAUAAAUCUUUUGCUGCUGGAAA
Molecule: messenger RNA, 23034 nt
Organism: Podarcis lilfordi (Lilford's wall lizard)
Lineage: Eukaryota; Metazoa; Chordata; Lepidosauria; Squamata; Lacertidae
Source: the annotation of a GenBank genome assembly